Molecule: messenger RNA, 1902 nt
Organism: Chlamydomonas reinhardtii
Lineage: Eukaryota; Viridiplantae; Chlorophyta; Chlorophyceae; Chlamydomonadales; Chlamydomonadaceae
Exons: 4
Coding region: 88-1044 (318 amino acids)
Biological process (GO): protein complex oligomerization; [2Fe-2S] cluster assembly
Molecular function (GO): ATPase activator activity; protein-folding chaperone binding
Source: RefSeq, a predicted model, not a curated record
AAUUGCACGUUAUAUUUACGCAGGUAAAACUUGUAACAUCUGAACGUCAAUUCACACGCGUCUGGCGCUGAAGGUUUUGCGCUUACUAUGAGCGCUCGGCGGCUUGCGUCGCUGCUGCCCAAAUCAUGCUUGGAGCUAGUAGUCUGGGGUCAGCCGCGACUGUUGGGCGCGCUGGCCCAGAGUGAGGCAGCGCUUGAUGGCAACUGUCGACCCUCCACAUCCUACAGCCCCGCGGAGCCUGCCACGAGCCUAGCCGUUCGCCAGUACGCUUCCAGAGCUCAGCUAUCUUCAUCUAGCGUCACGCAGUGGCGGACGGCGCACACCGCGGCGUGCCCACAACACGGCCCCGCCUGCGCGCACGACCACGCGCACCACCAGCAACCCCAGCAAAGCGGCGCAGCCAGCGGCGCCAAGCCGGCGCCGCGGAGAGUGUUGACACUAGAGGAGGUGGAGAAGGCAUGUCGUGGCUGCGACAAACUUGUGAAGCGCGGCGGGUUGGUGUGCAACGGCUGUGCGACGGUACAGCCACCUGACGAGUCGCUGAGUUACUUCGAGCUCUUCUCACUGCCGGACAGCUCAUUCGACAUCGACCCACAACUGCUGGAGAAGCGCUACAAGCAGCUGCAGUGGAACCUGCACCCAGACAAAAUGGGGCACAAGCCGCCGCAGGAGCGCGAGUUCAGCGCGCAGCACGCCUCCGUCAUCAACCUCGCCUACUCCAUCCUCAAGUCGCCGCUGUCGCGAGCCAACUACCUGCUGGCCAGCAAGGGCGUGAACGCGGGCGAGGCGUUUGAGGGAACCAUCGAUGACCCAGAGCUGCUCAUGGAGGUUCUUGAGGCGCGAGAGGAGGUGGAGGGCACGGAUGACCCCGCAGCGCUGGCGCAGUUGCUGGCGCACAACCGGCGGCAGCAGGAGGGGCUGGUGGGACGCCUGAGCGCCGCCUUCCGGGCGGGCGAUAUGGGCGCCGCGGUGUCGCUGACGCACCAGCUGCAAUACGUGGCCAAGCUGGAGCAGGAGAUUGUGAAGAAGCUGCCGCAGCUGUGAGGAGCUCAGGGGCCUGUCGGUAGGGCUGCGGGGGGUGCGGUUGCGGCAAUUCUUUGAGGCUGUGGUUGACGGCGGAGACGGGAGAGCGCCAUGCGUUGGGUGGGUGAGGUUAGAGAGUUGGCUGGGUGGCAGCGGCUCAGGGCAGGGGCACAGUGGCGCAGUGGGUACACAGGUUGGGUUGGGAUUUGGACAGGAGCUCGUGUGAUUCAAGGAAGUGGCAACCAGUGGCAAAUGAUGGAGCUGGACAUUGAGUGGCUCAGUGAGGCGCGUGCUCAGCAGGGGGAGAUUUGUGGUUUCACCUGCUGUGACAUAUUGCAUGACCCACAAUGUCGGCUGGCAUGCUGCGGGGGCUGCCGCGCUGCGAGGCCACAGCCCGGGGUGCUGCAGUAGAGCAGUAGUGGCAUGACUUUGGCUUGGGUUGGCCCGGCUGGCGUCUGUCACGUCGUUGUCGGUGUCGGCUCACUGCUUGGUUGUGAGAGAAAUAUUCGACGGCUGACCGGGUGUAUUGGCGAACAUGGCGCGCGAGAGUGCCAGAGCGCGAGGCCAACACUGACGUGCGAAGUGACUUCCUGUUAAGCGCUGACUUAUCGCAGCGCAGUGGAGAUAAGUCUAGUUAUUGCGACGUAACUGCCGUGUUGCGUUAGAGUCACGCACGGCGCAGGACGCUCGGGUACGUGCCUGUGCAUGGGGCCGAACCGAGCUGGGUCUUGUACGCGUCAGGAGCACACGGCGCCUUAUCUGCCGUUGUGCUUCUGUACUGUAUUUCGGAUCGUCCCUCUGCCGGGACGGUGACCUCAGUGUGUCGCACUUAAACGUUCCCUACAUUUCUGGACUUUCUUUGCAAUCCUAUACCUGGUU